CUGUACAUGAAUACCUUGUUUAUUUGAGAACCAACCCCUAGAACCCCAUUGAAUUUGGAAGAGCCUCUUGGCCUGAAUCAAAGUACUAAGGAGCUGUCUCCCAGCAACAUGAGUGAAGAGUCUCAUAGAAAUCCCAUGCUGGAAAAUCUGCUUCAGCUGAGAUGUCACUUUACUUGGGAGUUGCUUAUAGAAGAUGCGGAUAUGCCUGACUUAGAAAUGAGAAUUUCCGAUACUGAGUUACCUGAUACCGAGAACAGCAUGGGGAUGCACAACCUGCUGGCCUACGUGAGGCACCUGAAAGGCCAGCAUGAGGAAGCCCUGCAGAGCUUGAAAGAAGCAGAAGCCUUGACCCAGAGGGAGAAGCUGGACAAGAGAAGCCUGGUGACCUGGGGCAACUGUGCCUGGGUGCAUUACCACAGGGACAGCUUGGCAGAUGCCCAGACCUACCUGGACAAGGUGGAGAACACUUGCAAGGAAUUUGCAAGCCCCUUCCGCUACAGGAUGGAGUGUGCCGAGGUGGACUGUGAGGAAGGCUGGGCCUUGCUGAAGUGUGGAAGACAGAAUUAUAGACGAGCCAUGGCCUGCUUUGCAAAGGCUCUGAAAGUGGAUCCUGAAAACCCUGAAUACAACACUGGCUAUGCCAUCGCAGCCUAUCGCCAGGAUUUCAAUGACAAUAGUAUUUCUCUGGAACCCCUAAGGAAGGCUGUCAGGUUAAAUCCAGAAGAGCCAUAUCUUAAAGUUCUCCUCGCCCUAAAGCUUCAGAACUUGGGAAAACCAGAUGAAGCAAGAAUGUACAUUCAAGAAGCUCAGGCCAACACAUUCUGCCAGGCCUAUGUCUUUGGAUAUCUCGCCAAAUUUUACCUAAGAGAAGAUUUUGUGGAGAGAGCUCUCCAUCUCCUAUACAGAGCCUUGCAGGUGAAACCUUUCUCAGCCUUCUUGCAUUACCAGAUUGGGAUUUGCUACAAGAGGCAAAUGAUCCAAAUAAAGGAAGCAGCAAACAUGCAACCUAGAGGUCAGGAUAGAGAAAGAGCAGACCGGUUGAUCCGUUUGGCUAUGCUUCAAUUUCAAAAGACUUUAGAAUUGAGACCCACAUUUGAGACAGCUUAUGUUAAUCUUGCUGAAAUGUAUGCAGAAGCUGGCCAGUUUGGAGAGGCAGAGGACAAUUUUCAGAAAGCGUUGAGCAUAAGGAACCUUGAUAUUAUUAUCCAACAAGACAUUCAUUUCCGCUAUGGCCGUUUCCAACAAUUUCAUAAGCGAUCAGAAGACAGAGCAAUCACCCAUUAUAUAAAGGGUCUGAAAAUAGAAGGGACUUCUUCCUAUGCCAGAAACAAGCUUCUCGAGGCUUUGCAGAGACUGGCUGAAAGACGCCUUCGCCAGAAUGUUCGAGUUGUGGAGAGCAUCAGCCUCCUUGGGUUUGUCUACAGACUGAGAGGAGACACGAGGGAGGCUCUGCAGUGUUAUGAGAAGGCCCUGAGACUCACUAAAGCAUUGAACCCUGAGUUUUGAGGCACAGCUCAUCAAGUGACAUAGUAAGCAUUCUAAGGGCUCAUUAUUCUACUACUCUUUUGUGACUGUUGCCUUAAGUAUGAGGAACCAGAUGAAAGUUAGAGAUGACUCCUUCUCUGUAGUCUGCCUUUCUACAGCCAUGGUUUUGUUUUGUCUUGUUUGUUUGGCUGGUAGUUUUGUUUUUCUUGGAUCUGUGUGUCUAUGAUAGGAGCUUCCAUUCUCUUAUUACACUUUGUUGUACUCAUCAAUCAUGGUUGACUCCUGAUGUUCUAGCCGCUUGUGAGCUGCCUUUGGGGUGCAUGAACUACACUCUCAGUCCUAUGGUACCCUGAUCAAAGUACAUUUUCCUAAAGAAGGCUUACUUUUUAUGCUUCAGGAAUCUCUGGCCUUCGGCAAUACAUGAGAGAAAAUUAAAUGAACAAGGAUGAGCAAUCAAAAAGAGAGGAAUUCAGGAUUCCCCUACAACAUUCCAGUCCAUACUUCCAUUGCCACAGGUCCUACAAAAUCCAUAACCUGCUGGUCAACAAGCUCAACCUUAUAAUAAGUGCAACUACUUAUAUCAAGUUUCUGAUCUCAGACAAUUGUGGUAAAUGUGGGUAGCCCAAAUACAAGGAUAUUUAUUUACAGCUAACAAAACUUUCAAAGUUUUCGGGGAUGACAGAGUAAGAGGGUAGCCUCUUUGGAAUGUACAAACUAAAAAUAGCAUAAAUAGCUUCAUGACACUGCUUAGAUUAUUGAGAAUUGUGUGAUAUUAUAUUUUUAAUUUUUAGCAUAUAGUAUUCAAUAAAAUCUGCCAAUAUUA
This is a messenger RNA of Mesocricetus auratus (golden hamster), 2308 nucleotides long. Its product is annotated as interferon-induced protein with tetratricopeptide repeats 1. NCBI's taxonomy places the organism in Eukaryota, Metazoa, Chordata, Mammalia, Rodentia, Cricetidae. Gene Ontology annotation, biological process: defense response to virus. The transcript is spliced from 2 exons. The coding region runs from base 109 to 1506 and encodes 465 amino acids. Gene Ontology annotation, cellular component: cytosol. Gene Ontology annotation, molecular function: RNA binding; protein binding. The record is from RefSeq and is a predicted model, not a curated record.